ACAUUAAAAAAAGUUUUAAAGAAAAAUGGAGAGCAAAGUGGUUGUGUCAAACUUUAUCAACGGCGAGUUUGUGUCCACGGACAAUUACAUCGACAGUUUCGACCCGUCGACAGGGGAGGUGUGGGCGAAAAUUCCGGACAGCGGCGAGAAGGAGGUCAACGAGGCCGUCAACGCCGCGAAGGCGGCAUUUCCAAAAUGGGCCAACACCCCAGUUCUGGAGAGGUCCAAGCUGAUGUUGAAAAUUGCUGACCUGAUUGAAGCAAGACAGAGCGAGUUUGCCGAGCUUGAGUCUCGAGACCAAGGGAAACCUGUGUGGUUAUCCAAGAGUGUGGACAUUCCACGCCUGAUGCACAAUUUCAGGAGCUUUGCUACCGCAGUCCUUCAUCACGUCAACAGGUCCUCUGUAAUGGAGCCUGUGAACGCAGUGAAUUACACGGUCAAUGACCCAGUGGGUGUGGCUGGCCUUGUCAGCCCCUGGAACCUCCCUUUAUACCUGCUCUCCUUUAAGGUUGCCCCAGCUAUUGCCUGUGGCAACACUGUGGUUGCUAAGCCCAGCGAGAUGACGUCUGUCACCGCCUGGAAACUGUGCGAGAUUUUUAAAGAAGCAGGUGUGCCUCCAGGUGUUAUCAAUAUUGUGUUUGGAGUCGGUCCCCGGGCAGGCGAGGCCCUUGUCAAACAUCCAGACGUACCCCUUGUGUCAUUUACUGGGGGUACCGUGACGGCCAAGAGAAUUCGAGAAGUUUGUGCUCCACAUUGUAAAAAAUUUUCACUGGAGCUUGGUGGAAAAAAUCCUGCUGUGAUUUUUGAUGAUGCUGACUUUGAAAAGUGCUUGUCAACAACAAUAAGGUCAAGUUUUGUCAACCAAGGAGAGAUCUGCCUGUGUACUAGUCGUAUUUAUGUACAGAGAGCAAUGUACCCCAAAUUUGUGGAGAAGUUUGUGUCCGAAACAAAAAAGUUAACGGUUGGAAACCCCAAGAAUGAGAAGACAUUCAUGGGUGCCUUAAUCAGUAAAGAACAUUUGGCCAAGGUCAAAGGUUAUGUGGAUAUUGCUGAAAAGGAGGGGGCUACAAUUGCCUGUGGAAAAGAGGAGUUGAAUCUAGAGGACUCCAUCAAAAAUGGCUACUACAUGCGACCCACCGUGAUUACUGAUGUGAAGGAUGACUCUCGGUUGAUGAAGGAGGAAAUCUUUGGCCCAGUGACAUGUAUCGUACCCUUUGACACAGAAGAGGAAGUGAUACGACGAGCCAAUGACGUGGAGUAUGGGUUAGCAGCCACACUGUGGACCCAGGAUGCAUCGCGGCUCCACCGCGUCUCAAGGUGUCUACAGGUUGGGACAGUGUGGGCCAACUGCUGGCUAGUGCGAGAUCUAAACAUGCCGUUCGGAGGGAUGAAGAAUUCGGGGAUGGGAUCUGAGGGCAACUUUGAUUCCAUGGAGUUUUUUACAAAUCAAAAAACUAUUUGUGUCAAAUUAUAGAUGCAAAUUGUGCAUCAAAAUUUCUUUCAGUAUUUUGAUUUUUCACAGAUGCUUUUUUUUUUUAAUUGUACUUGGAUAUCAAAACAAUAUUCAGUGCUUUCAGAACACAAGCUUUGAAUUCAUGUUUUCAUGAAAAAGUAUGCAAUACACUAUCCCUGUCAGCCUAUACUUGUAGCACAGCAGAUGGUUCAUUGAUUUUAAUUAUUUCCAUAACACAGAUGAUUUGCUUCUUUUGGCCUAAAAUAUGAAAAUGAAUCUUACCAAUUCAAUGAUUAUCCUUUUCCAUAACUUUUUUUUGAGAUUUUAUAUGCUGCGUUAGCUUGUUGUGAGAAUUGGGACAAAAUCAUGCUUUUUGGAUGUGUAAUAAAAAAUAAGCCAAUAUGUCUACAUAUUGUUCUUCUUGCAUUUUAUAACACCACAUGUCCAUGUGCACUUGUUAUUCCAUUCAGUAUUAUUUCAUUCAGAAUUUGUCCGACUGCUUACAUCAUAGACAUUAAAAAGGUUAACAUUUCCCAUUUAUAGUGUAUUGAAGUAGGGGGAAAUAUAAGCCUUAUGACAAAUAAUCAACAGUAGCUAGGUUUUGUUUGCAUCUUUUCAUUUUUUUGGUACAUAAAAAUACCAAUGGAAGAUGGAAGUUCCAAUCUCUCUGCUGAUAGUGUACUAGUCUUUAAGGUGAUUUGGAGAGAUAGUCAUUUUCUGUUUAGUGUAAUCCUUUUUAUUAAGUCUUAAGUUGACAGUGUCUUAGGAUUGUUCUUUUUACAUUGGUUGUGAUUUGUGAUCUUGAAUUAUCAAACUAAGUACUAGUAUGUUAAGGAGUUGAAUUGUACAGCAUUAAUUGUUUUCUGUGAUCUAGUUUUUUAAAACUAUUCUUAAACAUGAACAUAGUCAAGAAAAAUUUGAAUACAAGUGCCAAUGAAGGGGAAAACCUUUACAAAUGUUGAGCAUUAACAAAGAUCUGUCUCUGAUGUAUACAAGUACUUUAUAACACAUUCCACAAUAAUUCUGCUUACUGUAGGUUCCUUAUUCCAUGCAAGUACUUAAUUCUGCUAUUCCACCGUUUUGUCUCAAAUCACAAGAAAUUGCAUAUGCAGAACUUUCAUCUUAGUUUCAUGAAGUUACAUCUGUCAGAAAAAUAAAGCAAGAUUUUAAAAUCUGCAAGAUGUGCUUCUCACAAGUUUAUGCAGAUUUUAAUUCCUGGUGUUUAAUUGGGAACCUACAGUUUAUAUGUAACAUGUACAUGUACAUUAAGCAUGUACAUAUGAUUAUCUGUUGAAAGAACGUUUUAAUGUCAAAUGCAUACAGUUGGUGGACAUAUAUAGCAUAAUCUUAUAGUAUAAAUAUAAGAAUCUUAUAGUAAAAAUAUAUAUAGUAUACUGAAAAUUUUGUGGACAAGUAAACAUAUUUAUUGUUAUACAUUUUAGGUUUGGUUUGUACUUUUGUUUUAUACUGUAGAUGUAGCAAAAAUAGUUUAAAAAGUUUACUUUGAUAAAGUGUUUCAUUCUCUAUGAGGUUUGUAUAAUGUAGUUCAAAAACUUUUUUUUAUUUUUUGUUUUACAAAUUAAGUGCAGCUUUAUUUUACAUGACACUAGAAUAGUUAGUUUUGAAAAACAA
Messenger RNA from Magallana angulata, 3085 nucleotides. RefSeq names its product 2-aminomuconic semialdehyde dehydrogenase-like. The coding region runs from base 26 to 1474 and encodes 482 amino acids. Gene Ontology annotation, molecular function: oxidoreductase activity, acting on the aldehyde or oxo group of donors, NAD or NADP as acceptor. NCBI's taxonomy places the organism in Eukaryota, Metazoa, Mollusca, Bivalvia, Ostreida, Ostreidae. The transcript has 10 exons. The record is from RefSeq and is a predicted model, not a curated record.